Nestor notabilis (Kea) is the source of this 1191-nucleotide messenger RNA. RefSeq names its product DDB1 and CUL4 associated factor 4 (gene DCAF4). The annotation marks the transcript as partial. Gene Ontology annotation, molecular function: protein binding. Gene Ontology annotation, cellular component: Cul4-RING E3 ubiquitin ligase complex. The record is from RefSeq and is a predicted model, not a curated record. The transcript is spliced from 11 exons. Lineage: Eukaryota; Metazoa; Chordata; Aves; Psittaciformes; Psittacidae.
AACAGGAGGAACCACAGACCCCAGUGCAUGCAGGCCCCAGCAGCAGUGGGGAUCCUUCUCCAUCCAGUUUAACCCAGAACUCUGUAGUACCAGAACUGCCAGGAUUUUACUAUGACUCAGACAAGAACCGCUAUUUUCGCCUGUUGCCUGGACAUAAUAACUACAACCCACUCACCAAGGAGAGCAUUCAGUACAAGGCCAUGGAAUGCAAAAGACUGAAACUCUUAGAAGAGGAAGAAAAACAAAAGAAGAAAACAACAAGGGCUGGGCUGAAUUCAUCUAUGCUGUUACAGAAAAGGCAGCUGGGUUUGCUCAGCUCCACAAGUUAUUGCAGGCUGGUUCAUGAACUGAAAGUGAACUGUAUGCACAGGAGGAAGAUAGAAAUUCACAGUCCAGAUUCUUCAGUUGCUGGAACCAACAAUUUUAAAAUAAUUGUGGCAGAUGUUGCUUGUGAACGGAUAUUCACUGUGAACGACGUAGAGCAUGGAGGAUGUAAAUAUGGUAUCAUCAACCUCAGUGGUUUGGGGAAGGAGUCUCCCACUGUGGAGAUGUAUGACAACCUCUACUUCACAAAUCGCAAAGUGAAUUCUAUGUGCUGGGCAUCACUGACUCAUCCAGAUUCUCAUCUGUGUCUCAUGGGAAUUGCAGAAACACCAGGCUGUGCCAGUCUGCUUCCAGCAUCGUUGUUCAGCAGCAGUAACUCAGGAGAUCGACCUGGUAUGCUGUGCAGCUUCAAGAUAUCCACUGCCUGGUCCUGUGCUUGGUGCCUGAACCCUCAAAUAAAUGCCUGCUUCAGCACAGGCCUGACACGACGAGUUCUUGUGGCCAAUGUAGUGACAGGGCGCCAACAGUCAUUUAGAACCAGUAGUGAUGUAUUGGCACAACAGUUUGCUACACAGACACCAGUGCUUUACAACGGCUGCCGCUCAGGGGAGAUCUUCAGCAUCGAUGUGCGUCAGCGCAACCGAAAGGGGCAGAGCUGGAAGGCGAUUCAGCUCUUCCAUGACUCAGCAGUUACAUCCAUUCGCCUUCUUAAGGCUGAACAUUAUCUUAUGGCAGCAGAUAUGGCUGGCAAGAUAAAACUGUGGGACCUGAGAACAGCAAAGUGUGUGAAGCAGUACAAAGGUCAUCACAAUGAAUAUGCUAUUCUCCCCCUGCAUGUAAACGAGGAGGAAGGACUUCUAACAGCAG